UCGUGAUCAUCAUGGAGAGUGCGUUUCGGAUCGUUGGUCCAGCGUUUGUUUUACUGCUUUUUUUGCUCGGACCCGAGCAAGCCGUACGCUGUCAGGAUAGUUGUCGAACGCCCGACCAUCGGGAUGGUAUUUGUCGAUCGUUGAAACAGUGUUCCAGCAUAUACAAUGAAUAUUUCGAAUCCGACCGGGUGCUGACGCAAGAUGAGAUCGAAUUCCUCCAGCAGCUGAAGUGCAAAACGAACGAAGUGACAAUCUGCUGUCCGGACGGGGUGACGACUUCGGACAGAAACCUCACUUCUGAACGCGGUAGCUUACCGGAUCCGAAAGAGUGGAAGUGUGGACUGGAUACGCUGUCCGACCGGAUCAUCGGAGGGAAUGCUACAGCGCUCGAUGAAUUUCCCUGGUACGCGCUGUUACAGUACCGAUCGAAGAAAGGCACACUGGCGUUCAAUUGCGGCGGUUCGCUGAUAAAUUCUCGUUACGUUCUCACGGCGGCUCACUGUCUUGCGAACAAAAAAAUCGACGAUGGUGAAACAUUGGUUUCUGUGCGGCUCGGAGAGCAUAAUACCGCCACCGAGAGAGACUGUGUAGAACAGGAAUCAGAUUCACUGGAGGAAGAUUGCGCGGAUCCUCCACAAAACUUUGGCAUCGAAGAACAGAUAGUGCACCCUGGGUACGAUAAAAACGGCAAGUACCAGCAUAACGACAUCGCGUUAAUUCGGCUCGACAAAGACGCCCAAAUCAACAACUAUGUACAGCCGGUGUGUUUACCGACGAGCAACUUCAUCCCGACGGCGCCAAAUGUGAACAUCACGGUUGUAGGAUUCGGGCAUACUGGACGUCAGAGACACAGUGGCAUCAAGCUGAAGGCAAUGAUUCCGAUAUACCCCCGAGCGGAAUGUGAGAAGAAGUGGGCAAAAGCGAAUCUUAUUGAGCAGCAACUUUGUGCCGGCGGCAUAUUUGGUAUAGAUUCGUGCAGCGGUGACUCCGGCGGGCCACUUAUGGUGCGCCGACUCUACUGGAUUCAGGAGGGAGUCAUUUCGUACGGAAACCAGUGUGCCCUGGAGGACUGGCCAGGCAUUUAUACUAGGGUCUCAUCUUACAUCGAUUGGAUCAAAGAAACUAUCAGGUCGCCAAGCCAAGUACGCGCUUCUUACGCGAAGGAGGAAAAACAAGACUUGGAGUACUUGAGCUCCGGGCGUAGAAAAACGAAACCGUUGAAUGAUGAAGACGUUGAGAGUCCCACGGUCAAGAUCAUGGGUACCGGAGUGCGUUCGUUACUGCCAUCGUUGGUGCUCCCGUUGUUUCUGUGCGGGUCGCUGUUAGAUGUUUCGCGGGUGUUUGCCUCCGAAGAGGAAGCAGCAUGGGAUCCGGUGCGCCUUUGCGACAUUCCAAACGAGGAAGCUCCGGGCGAAUGUCGGCCACCGGGUGAGUGUGAGGCGUACGGAAAGAUCAACCACGUGUCCAACCUUAGCUCGAUUGCGCGCUUCAGCUUUAUCAAACAGAUCCAGUGCAACGGUUCGGAGCCGGUGCCGUAUGUGUGCUGUCCGCGCAACAGCCAUUCCUACCGUGAACCGUAUGUGAAAGAGACAGAUAGAUCAAAAGAUCGUGCCUCGAGUUGGAAUUCGAUCCGGUCAGAUGACUCGUGUGGUAUCCGGACUACCGUGAUGAUUCGCGGCGGUCAGCUGGCCGAGCUGGAUGAAUUUCCUUGGAUGGCGAUGCUGCUGUACGAGCGUGAGAAUAAUACAUUGGUACAAGGUUGCGGAGGCGCUCUGAUCAGUCGGACCUACGUGCUGACGGCGGCACACUGCGUGACCGGAAGGAACUUCGAGCAGCAAAAGGGACGCCUAAAGUUCGUCCGCCUGCGGGAGUACAACAUCCACACCAAUCCCGACUGCGUGUACGAGGAUAACCUGAAGGAUUGCUCGGACGACAAGAUUGACAUGGAGCCGAAGGAAGUCAUUCCCCAUCCCGACUAUAACUCGGAUUCGUCAAACCAGCAGCACGACAUAGCGCUGAUUAAAAUCGAGCGUACACCACCGUUCGAUGACUUUUUGCGUGCGAUCUGUCUCCCGAUGCAGAACUUUGAGGACACUAACUUUAAUCGCAUAUUAAUAAGCGUGUCCGGCUGGGGGCGAACAGGUUUAUUUAAAAACGAUCUAGGUCCAAACGUACUCAGUCCAAUCAAGCUGAAGCUGAGCCUGCCGUACGUUGAGCGCAAUUCGUGCAGCAAGGCGUUCCAACCGUGGAAGUUCAUGCUCGGUCCGGGCCAGAUGUGUGCCGGAGGUGAGCAUGAGAAGGACACUUGCUCCGGUGACAGUGGGUCACCACUGAUGAGCUAUGACUUUAAACGGGCUGUGUGGAAUAUAACGGGCAUCGUGAGUCUGGGGGUGCGCGAUUGCGGCGUGGCAGGGUUGCCGGGAGUCUACACGUACGUAUACCACUAUCUCCCAUGGAUACGGACGUACAUGCCUUCGUGGGACGAUUGA
Anopheles coustani is the source of this 2489-nucleotide messenger RNA. RefSeq lists its product as uncharacterized. Bases 12 to 2489 code for a protein of 825 amino acids. NCBI's taxonomy places the organism in Eukaryota, Metazoa, Arthropoda, Insecta, Diptera, Culicidae. Gene Ontology annotation, biological process: proteolysis. The transcript is spliced from 10 exons. Gene Ontology annotation, molecular function: serine-type endopeptidase activity. The record is from RefSeq and is a predicted model, not a curated record.